AUGAAAAAUAGUAAUGACAGAUCUAAAGGUUACCUACCUCAACUAAAAGAUUAUUCAAAAGAAAAAGCUAAUAAAUUAAAAUCCUUCUUCAAAUCAAAUCGUAGUAUUUCAGAAAACAAAAUUACAGAAAAUAAAUUCAAAGCUUAGAAAUUAUUGAUCGAUAAUUAAUUUUCAAAUGAUCACACUCUUAUGGCAUAUUAUAUUAAGAGUAAUGAAAAAUUAACUGAAAUGAGAUAAAUUCUAACCAAUACAUCUGUUUAAUCUGAUUAAGGAGCGAAUAAAAAAAAAAAUUUCCCUUUAGGCUCAUUAAUACAGAGAUUUUCUCCAAUUGAAUAAACCAAAAAAGAAACUUAAGAAGCAAAUGAAGAUGUAUCAAAUGAAUUAAUGGAAACUGAAUAAUAAUUAAUACAAUAAUAAAAUAGUAUUGAAUAUGAAGAUAAUGAAGAUGUAAUAAGUAAUAUAAGUAGUGAAGAUGAACCUAAAAGAUUUAACGGAAUUGAAAUGUAACAUGAAAUUAAGAAAAUCUAAUAAAAACUAAGUAAAUUUAAUUGAUAUCUUUUUAGAUCAUGAAAUAGAUUAAUCUUAUUUUUAUUUUAUUAAACGAUAAGAUAAAUUAAAAGAUCUAGCAAUUAAUUUCAAUAAAAAAAAUGUAGAUCCAAUUCAUUUUUACUGUUUAAAUGAUAAUAUAUUUCCAAAGAGAAUAGAUUUAUCUAAUUGUUUGGUAAAUGAAAAGGAAAUGCAUUUUUCAGAUCUUGGCCUGACUGAAAAGUAUUUUCCUUUGAUUAAAAAUUUAUUACAGUCAGUAAAAAGUAAAAGUGUGAAGCAAUUAUUUUUAUGUAAUAAUCAAUUAGAUGAUAAAUCUUUACUUUAUUUGAUAGAGGGAUUCCCUCUUUCAUUAAAAGAGAUUAAUUUAGGAAAUAAUGUUCUUGGUAGAAGAGGGGCUUUAAUAUUAUCAAAUCAAAUUUAGAAAUUUACAAAUUUGAAAUCUCUAAAUCUUUAAAAUAAUUUAUUAGCAGACAAAGGUGUCACUGUUUUGUUGAAUUGUUUUUAGAAAAACAUAACUCUGCUUAAAUUAAAUUUAUCAGAAAAUUAAAUAACUGAUUCUUGUUCUACAGCAUUUUAUUAAUUCUUAAUGCAAAAUAAUUAUCUAGAGAUAUUAGUAUUAAAUUGGAAUCAAUUGGGACCAUCAACAGGAACUAUGAUAUCCAAAGGUUUACUAUAAAAUAGAUCAAUUAAAGUUCUUGAUUUAAGUUAUAAUCAUUUAGGAUAGAAUGAAAGAAGCAAUUUUAUAUAAUCUUUAUGUGAAGCUAUAUCUAAUCCAUAGAUUACUUUAGCUCAUUUAGAUAUUUCUUAUAAUUAGUUAAGUGAAAAAUAACUAUAAUAAUUCAGUAUAGCAUUAUAAAAGAAUAAUUCUUUAUAUGGUUUACAUGUUGAAGGAAAUAAAUGUUCUGCAAGAGUAAAUCCAUAUGGUUUUAUAUAAUUUAUUAAUGAUAGUGAAGAAUUUAAAGUAGUUUAGCAAAAGAAAACAGCAAUAGAUGGUGUAAAUUAUAUUCCACUGCAAGGAGAUAAUCUAUUCGGAAAUGAUUGUUGUUGGAUUUGUUAAGGAUGGAUGGAAUAUAGAUUCUAAUAUAACCCAGAAAAUGAUAAUAAUUAAGAUCCAAUAUUUAUUCAUUUGGAUUUUUUAGAGUAAUUAGUAUAAUAACUAUUAGUUAUUAGCCAAUUCCUAUGACAAGUAGUUAUGAAUUGAGAUAAUAAUUGAUUGAAGCUUAAAAAAGAAAGAGUAAUUAUUUUGAUUUGACAACUGGAGAGAUAAUUCAUUAAUUAAAAUAAUUAGUAAAUACUGAUAAGAGAAUAACUUUAGCAGCAAUUACUGAAGCUUAUGCAGAAGAAACGAAUAAAAAGAGUGAAGAGAUAACAAAAUAAAUGAUUUAAGAAUUAAGUAAGUUUUAUUAUACAACUUAUUAAAUGUGUCCUCCAAAAAGAAAGAUUUUAUUUUUUUUUUCAAAUCCAAUAAAAGAAGAAUAUUUUAUAGAUCCAAGAGUCAUGAAUAUGCCUGCUCCUUUAGAUAAUGCUAUUUUAUAAGGUAAAGAUCCUAAACAUGGAGUUCAUAUCUUUUCGGAUGGUACAAAAUUAGCUUUUACUAAAAUUUAAUAAGUAAAUUAUAUUUUUUCAAGAUAAGAAUAUAUAAUAGAUGAUAAAGAUAAUUAUAAACCAUUAAUUAAAGUAUUCCCUAGGUCAUCUUAAAAAAAAUAUGUUUUAAGAAGGUUUGCAAACUUUUUAGUGAGAAAAUAAGCUCAUCUAAUUAAAUGGCAUAAAGAAGAUUCUAUUUUUAGGCCAUUUAAUGGAGAUACUGAGGAAUUAUUAAAUGAAUGUUUCGAAUUUGAUUGGAAUAGUAGUAAAAUUAGUCGAUUUGUAAAAAGUGAUUACGAAAAAUUAAAAUUAAAAGAAUACUUUAGAUAUCAAUAUUAAUUAAUCAAAGAUGUUUAUAAAUUUUAUUCAAGUGUUGGAUAUUAACCACCUACUUUUGAUGUUUUUUGUAUUCAAUUUCCUUAAUAUAUGAAAUUAUUGAACAAACUUGAAAUCAUAGAUGGAGAUCUAUUAAAAUCUUAGGAUGUUGAAAUUGAUGUUGUAUCUUUAAAAAAUAAUGUUGAUCCUAAAUUUAUUUAUAAUCCAGAAAAAGCUAUAAUAAGAUAUUAAUUUAUGGAAAUGUUUUUUCGUAUUGCUAAUGAUAAAUAUGUUAGAACAGACAUUCAUAAAAGUUAUGCUGAUGCACUUUUUAGAUUAUUAAAAGAAUUCAAAGAAUAAUAUGAAUAAUUUGAUCUUAUUUAAGAAUGGAGAACUUGUAGAUUAUGGACUAAAGAAUGUGAUCAUUUAUUAUAAAUUAAAAUGCCCUUUAUUAAAAAACUCUAUGAUUAUGUUACAGAUAUUACAAAUAGAAAAUGGUAUUUUAAAUUAAAAUGGAUAUCUAUAAGAGAGUUUAAAGAAUUUUGUAAAUAAUUUAAUUUGCAUGAAUAUUUGUCAGAAAAACUUUAAGUUAUUAUUUACAAUUUUUCUAUGAUGACAUAAAUUGAUGAACUUACUUUAGAUAGAAAUAUAAGAAUGACUUUUAUUGAAUUUGUUGAGGCUCUUGGAAGAAUUGCUGAAAGAAUCAGUCCUGCUCCUAUUCAUGAACAUUCAGAUUCUUAUAAUCUAUUAUAAAGAUAAUAACUACCUUUACAUGUAAAAUUAGAAUCUCUACUUACUUAUUUAUAUUAUUAAAUGAAAUCUAGAGAUUAUGAAUAUGAACAAUUUUGUGAUCUAUUUGUUUAUUAUAGACCUGAAUAAACACCCAAAACUUGUUUUCCAAAAAUUGACAAAACUAAAAAAUUAGACAAAGAUCAUGAUUUUCAUAAUGGUUUAACUUCACUUACAAUUUAUAAUACCGUCUCGUAUCUAAGUAAUUUUUAUUAUUAAUUUAAGAUUAAAAUAAAUAACCUUAUUUAAAUCCUAAAUAUAAAUAAUUUUUAAAAUAAAACAUCAUUUAAACAUCUCCUAUUCGUCCAUUUUAGCAUAUAUUCUAAAGUGAUAAAAUCAAAAGAGCUAGAUUGUAACCAGAAACUUACAACUUAGAAACAAGAAUAAAUUAAUCAUAAUUUAAGGCUUAAAGUCCUAAUAUUCAUACAACUCUCUCCUAAAAUUAAUGA
Paramecium sonneborni is the source of this 3683-nucleotide messenger RNA. Lineage: Eukaryota; Ciliophora; Oligohymenophorea; Peniculida; Parameciidae. The record is from the annotation of a GenBank genome assembly.